Molecule: messenger RNA, 546 nt
Organism: Cetraspora pellucida
Lineage: Eukaryota; Fungi; Glomeromycota; Glomeromycetes; Diversisporales; Gigasporaceae
Source: the annotation of a GenBank genome assembly
AUGCUUGAACAAGAUUAUAUUAUAGCAAAAGACAUUCUUAAUACUGCACAGGAAAUUGCUAAGUGUCUUGGAUUUGCAGUAAUAAUCAAAAACAGUAGUUGUUGUCAUUUACAUUUUCAAUGCAAACAUGGCAGUCAACCUUUAACAAGUGCCAGAUGCUUUCUAGAAGUAGUUUUAAUCGAUGUCACUUAUAAAACAAAUGUUUACAAAUUACCAUUUGUAAAUUUUAUUGGUAUUGGUAAUCUUGAUAUAAAUAAAUUGCAAACAUUUAGUAUUGCUAGUAUCUGGAUCUCUGAUAAAUUGGAGAAUUCAUAUAUUUGGGUUAUUCAACAGCUUAUUUCUCUUAUAUUUUUUGAACUUUUUCCUUUGGUGUUUGUUACAGAUAAUAAUGCCACACUUACUAGUGCUGUUAAAAAAAUUAUUUUAAAAACUAAUUGUCUUUUAUGUACUUGGUACAUUUUAAAUAAUUUUAAAAAAAAUUUAAGAAAACAUUUCAAUAAUGAUUCGUUCAAUGAAAUUAUUAAAACUGUGGAUCAUCUUAUUAAU